Python bivittatus (Burmese python) is the source of this 3367-nucleotide messenger RNA. It is a transcript of the gene FGF14, whose product is annotated as fibroblast growth factor 14. Lineage: Eukaryota; Metazoa; Chordata; Lepidosauria; Squamata; Pythonidae. Gene Ontology annotation, molecular function: growth factor activity. The record is from RefSeq and is a predicted model, not a curated record.
AUGGCUGCGGCCAUCGCCAGCGGUUUGAUCCGGCAGAAGCGCCAAGCGCGCGACUUGCAGCACUGGGACCGACCCUCGGCCAACAGGAGGCGCAACAGCCCCAGCAAGAACCGCGGGCUUUGCAAUGGCAACCUGGUGGAUAUCUUCUCCAAGGUCCGCAUCUUUGGGCUCAAGAAGAGGAGGUUGCGGCGCCAAGAUCCCCAGCUCAAGGGCAUAGUGACCAGGUUAUAUUGCAGGCAAGGCUACUACUUGCAAAUGCACCCAGAUGGAAGUCUCGAUGGAACCAAGGAUGACAGCACUAAUUCUACAUUGUUCAACCUCAUACCAGUGGGACUUCGAGUUGUUGCUAUCCAGGGUGUAAAAACAGGCUUGUAUAUAGCCCUAAAUGGAGAAGGAUUCCUUUAUACAUCAGAACUUUUUACACCAGAAUGUAAGUUUAAGGAGUCUGUUUUUGAAAAUUAUUAUGUAAUCUACUCAUCGAUGCUCUACAGACAGCAAGAGUCGGGUAGGGCCUGGUUCUUGGGGCUCAAUAAAGAAGGGCAAGUCAUGAAAGGCAAUAGAGUGAAGAAAACAAAACCAGCAGCUCAUUUUCUACCGAAGCCAUUGGAAGUUGCCAUGUACCGAGAACCCUCUCUACAUGAUGUUGGAGAAACAGUGCCAAAGGCUGGGGUGACGCCAAGUAAAAGCACAAGUGCAUCGGCAAUAAUGAAUGGAGGCAAACCAGUGAACAAGAGUAAGACCACAUAGCCAGAGCCUCGUGGGUGUGGUGACUUACUGAACUCUCUAUGUACAGCUGAGCACUUUAUCCUUGCAAGACUCUCCCACUCCGGUGUCUGUGGAUUAGCUGGAAGCAAGCGACGGCUUGCUCUGUGCUCGUUCCAAAUCUGUAACUCCUCCCACAGCAAAGACAUUUGGAUGACCAGCUGAACUCCGACCAUAGAAUGCCCUGCCAGUAUGGAAUGCCUUUUAAUCUCUUUUCUGUGACUGUGACACCUCAUGUGAAUGGCAUACUUCACAAGUACACUUGAUAUCUUGCCUGCUGACAGUUACCCAUAACUCCCCCUUUGGAGCCCAGGAAACCCCCGUGUUUUAAGUUCAAUUUUGUAGCCCACAGAAUAAUAACAAGUAAUUUCUAGGUAGAUGCUGUAAAACCUGUGCUAUUAUGGAUUUUCUCUUCCUCCCCUUUUUUACGAGGCUGCUUGCUCCGCUGUCUGUGUGACUCCUUUGCAGGGAUUAUGUUUCUCUCAGAUUUAAGUGUUGCUGGUGGCUUAGUUCUGGAAAGUCAUCAGGGAAUUAGGGGAGCCUUCAAAACCCCAUUAGGGAUCAUACCUGUAAAAGAUGGGAUUACUGCAGGUAAGGAGUCAGCCUGAAUACACUCCAGUAUGUUCCUGAGGAGGGAAAAGCAUCGUGCGUGGCUAGUCAACAACCUUUCAAGGCCAAUGUUUGAUACCCCCUGUGUGUGUGUGUGUGUUUUAUACAUAUCACAGACUUACUGGUAAUGGUAACAUUUGCCUUGCCCAGCGAGCAAGACCCACAUAUUUUUAAGAAAGUGGGUCCAAAGAACUCUGUAGGCCUUGUAGGCCUGAAUUAAGGCUCAUUUUUCAUCUACUAGUACUCAUUAUCUGAAAUUUAAAAAAAAAAUUAGAAUGAAUGGGAACUGUGCUACCUAAGCCUCUUUCAAAACAAUAGAUUCCUUCUCCUGUUUUUAAAGAAAUGGAACGUAAUCCCAUCUUUAUUUAUGGCUGUAGUUCACUCUUUUAUUCAGCAAAGCAUGGGCAAAGAAGUUGUGUUUUUCUCUGCAGCAACAAUGCAAAAGGUAGUUACAGAACAUACUUCAACAUUUUCAGUGUUCAAAAGAGAGGGAAGAUUUUAAACAUAUUUCAAGGGUUCCUUUCUGUUUAUUUGACAGCUUAGCAUGCAAAGUCCAGGCAAUGUAUUAUUUUAUCUGUACCACAGCACUAUGUUUCCAGUCCAGCUUCUUAGGAUAUUAUGGCCACUAAAUUGCUAGGUUUUCAGUGCCUUGCAUUUAUCUAACUAUUUUGGUUUUCACUGUAUUCCACAAACCUAAGAAAAUUCCGACAAAAUAGCAAGGUCAAGAACUUUUCUCCUUUGAUUACUAAAUGAAAUAAAUACCACUAAUAUUUCUUGGAUAGAGAACACUGAGGCCAAAAUGAAAGAAUAGUAACAGGGAAGAAAAGGCUAUUAAACAAAUGGAUAAAUUUUUUGAAAGUACAUACUAGAAAGCUAGAUUAAAAACAGAAAGCAUGAUAUGGACCAAAAUGUAUCUUAGUUCUGGAAAAUCAUGUAUGAGACCUCUAAGCGUUCAUAUUCCAUUUCAUUUUUGAGACUUUUUUUCAAAGUGGCUUUAAAUAUUGGUUUACUUUAAUAUUUGUUAUGGAAUGUUCAAAUUUCUUAUUUGGGUUGAUGAUAAUAGAUUACACUUUGAAUUAACUCUUGAAUCUUGAUUCAUAUCAGCUCUAUUUGAAUUAGUAAGCCCUUAAGAUAUGUGUGAGAAGAUUACAAAUUGCUACUAGGUUAUAAAUAUACAAAAUGAGUAUUUGAUCAUUCAAUUUCUGGAUUUCUCCAUGCAUGGUAAGAGGCUGUUUUAAGUCAGUUUCUUUCAGCCACAUGAGUUGAAGCACAUUAAACUGUAUUCAGUUUCCAGAAUUUAGUAAAAUUUUUAAAAACAACAGCCACAAAAAAGAUUUAUUGAGGUACUCGGUGCACAAAAAUGAACAGUAAACAUCCUUUUGCUCCUUGGCUUCUAGAGAAGGAAUACCUCAGAGGUUCCUCUUGGGAAGAAGGCCAUUUUGAUUUUGUCACCACACAGGGGAGAAAGGAGUGAUGUUGGUUCAGCACAAGUAGAUCAGCAGGUGGCCUGGGUGAUUCAUGGAGGCAUUCCAUUUGCAGAUGCAUUUGGUGUCUGCCCAGGUCUGCCAACCCACCGUGUUUGAUUCUGAAUUGUGAAAUGUUUUGUGUUUUUUUUCUAGAGCCCCCGCUAUUAGAGACUGCUUACUUUGAUUUUCAGUAUAUUUUCUGUACUGUGCAACUGAAAGCUCUGAAACAAGAAUGCAAAAUAAAAAGAUGUUAAAUGUAUUCUUUUCCCUUCAUUUUAAUGAUGUUGUAUGAAGCUGGAGAGGGACAGGUUGGGGCUUGUGGAUGACCUCAGGACUUGGAACCAAGCGUAAGGCACCAAGCGUAAGGUGAGGUAACAUAUUAUCACUUUGUCAACUCAUUUUAUAAUGCCAGCAAGAAUUGGGUUUUUUUAUAUACCUGCUGUAUGUUGCUCCAGACUUGCAUUCAUUGCAACAUAACUCUUUGAGGGCAUUCUGCUAGGGCAAUUCUUUCUCUUUCCAUGUACAAAGAA